Branchiostoma floridae (Florida lancelet) is the source of this 1423-nucleotide messenger RNA. Its product is annotated as ferruginol synthase-like. Gene Ontology annotation, biological process: sterol metabolic process. Gene Ontology annotation, molecular function: heme binding; iron ion binding; oxidoreductase activity, acting on paired donors, with incorporation or reduction of molecular oxygen. The coding region runs from base 7 to 1377 and encodes 456 amino acids. Lineage: Eukaryota; Metazoa; Chordata; Leptocardii; Amphioxiformes; Branchiostomatidae. The transcript has 4 exons. The record is from RefSeq and is a predicted model, not a curated record.
AGAACCAUGGGUAACGCAUUGGGAUAUCUGAAAUGGCUGAGGAGCUACAAUCAGGUGUUCUCACCUGAUCGCCAUGAAGAUUUCGUGGAGACAAACAUCGGAUUUCCGUGUCGCGUGGUGACCGGGAACAAGGCCGUGCAGUCUGUGUUUGAUAUCGACCUUUUCAGAAAGGAGGAAUUUUGUUUUGGCCCAGUAGAAGUCCGGCAGGACUUUACGGACGGGGUCUGUCCAAGCAUCACGUCCAACGGAAAAAUCCACGAGAGAAGGAAGGCGCUGAUGAUGGAUGUCAUCGCUGAGGCUUACAAAGAGAUCCCGGCCUCGACAGCAAACGCCGUGCUAUCUAGCAUAGCCAGCUGGGGACGCAGACCGACCGACUUCGAAUCAAAGCUGUUUGCAGUGUCGGCGGGAGCUCUCCUUCCCACCAUCUUCGGGAAAACAACACAUUUCAAUGCUGAGGAAAUCGAGGUCUAUAUGAGUGGUAUGAUUGAAUUAAAACCAGACAGCUUCCUGGCAACAUUGUUGGCGUUGUUGGAGGGAAAUAAGCGAAUUGAGGGGCGUCGGGCAAUGGCAAACAUCCUCGAGAAAAUGAGGACAUCAGAGAGGUACCUGCAACUGAUGGAUCUCGGCAAAUCACAUGGGUUCGAUAAGACAGACACAACGGCGCAGCUGCUCUUUAUGGCAACGUUCAACGCAGUUGUCGGCAUGGCAGCAAACCUGGUCGCAUCCUUCGCCCGCUUGGACACCAUCCGCGCAGAAGACCGGGAGGAGCUACGGGAGGAGGCGCUUGCCGCUCUGAAGAAACACGGAGGCCUGACCGGCGAGGCUCUGGCGGAGAUGCCGAAAACAGAAAGCUUCGUGUUGGAAGUCCUGCGGGCCAGUCCAAGCCCGGAUUUCUGGAGCACCAUUGCUACACGCCCAGCGACUGUCCAGUACUCAACAGAGAGUGGGCCACAGAAGAUUAAAGCUGGCGAACGUGUGUAUGCAAGUUCCUACUGGGCAUUGAGGGACCCUGCUGUUUUCGACAAACCAGACGACUUCGUGUGGCGCAGGUUUCUCGGCCCUGAGGGUAAAGCUCGUAGGGAACACCACGUUAUCUUUCACGGGCGACUCAUCGACACACCCGCGCCCAGCAACCACAUGUGCCCGGGGAAAGACGUCGGGCUGUCGGUGAUCAAAGGUAGCAUCGCCAUUCUCAACACCUUCUUUGGGUGGGACCUCGAGGAGCCGCCGGUGUGGACGGGAACGUACGCAGCUCGUUUGGGGAAGCCUGACAGGGAAGUCAAAAUCAAGUCAUUCUGGUUGCAACAUCCCAACGUGUUGAAAGAGAUUUUUCCAUCCAACUUUGAUGACAUCAUUGACUUGAUCACGUGUGACUGAGUCCUGGUGGAUGUGAGCCUCCUUAUGGCGACGUGGACACGCCUAG